Molecule: messenger RNA, 1463 nt
Organism: Rhincodon typus (whale shark)
Lineage: Eukaryota; Metazoa; Chordata; Chondrichthyes; Orectolobiformes; Rhincodontidae
Exons: 5
Coding region: 33-908 (291 amino acids)
Source: RefSeq, a predicted model, not a curated record
CUCACCUUCCCACAGCAGUUGCACCGACCAACAUGAACCCAGCUCGGAGCACCCCGUCUCCGCAUCCCUCCGUCCCCUCUCCGCCUCACCCUCAGAUCAGCCACUGGAUCACCUCCCUGGCCAUCUUCAUCCUGCUGCACAUCGGUUGUCUCCGCGGCGAUCUGUCGGUGACCCAGGAGCCCCGCCUGUGUGCGGCCUUAAAGGGGCAGUCCGCCUUGUUGGGAUGUGGUUACACGGCCGACGGGGAUGAGAAGGUUUUGCGGAGCGUGUUCUACUGGGCGCUGAGGGACCCCGGGCAGGACCCGACCGUGAUCCACCCAGACCCACCCCCCCGUUACCGGGAACGGCUGGGGUUCGUCAGAGCCAGUGGGGGCGGGGGUUCCAGCCUCAGGGUUGGCCCCCUCCAUCUGAAUGACACCGCGACCUAUUACUGUUACAUCUCCUUCCUGGUCGGGGAGCAGAGUAUCACCCAGUCGGGACCCGGGAGCCAACUCUUCGUCUACGAGCCCCUGGUGCUGACAGCCCAGAGGGACUGCAUGUGCAACAUCCAGUGUGAAACGCGGGUGGGAAACCGGAGCGCGGUGCGGAUCGCCUGGUUCCGGGGUGGGGUUCCGGUCCAGGAGGAAGAGACGGCGAGGACUUCGCUGGACCCAGGAGAGGGAGAUGCCCAUCGAGUGGUGAGCAGGCUCACUCUGUUCCCACUUGACUCGGGGUCACGGGUCAACUACACGUGUGUUUUACAACACAGCGAGGCUGGCAUCAUCGACUGGCAGGAGCACAUCUUUCACACGGCUGUCCCCCAACACCCGGUCAUCCUCUACGUGCUGUUACUGACAAGCUCCAUCUGCAUUCUCAUUCUGGUUGUAAUCUUUGGACUGGCCAAGCCCUCUCGCUGUAGAUGCCGCUAACAUCGCUCGUGGCUUUCUGUUUCUGCGUCGCUGUUUUCCUUUCCCCGCUAUCCAUGGCCCGUACAAAUCCACAGUCUGACCAAAUAUAGCUGCACCUUCAAUCCACACCUUCCUCCGUCAGACAGGACACCCCAUCAGUCUCGAUCCACUGACGAUGCCUGGUCCUUCCAAGUUCUGUCUUUGAUGUGAUUUGAAUUGUUGUUGGCACUCGUCUCGAGUUACAGUGAGAAUUAUUGUUCUUUGCGCUCAGCAGACAAGUGAUACGUUACCAGUGAUCAGGGUUAUAGAGCAGAAUGCAGCGUUACAGCUGCAGAGCAAGUUCAGAGAAAGAUCAAUCUCGCACAUGAGAGGCCUGUUUGUAAGUUUGUUAAGAGCGAGGAAGAAGCUGUUCUUCAAUCUGAUAGUACGUGUCUUCAAAGGUUUGUUCUGUCUGAUGGAAGAGAGUGGGAGGGGUCUUUGAUGAUGUCGGCUGAUUCCCCAAAGCAGCAGGAAGUACAAUGGAGUCAAUGGAUGGGAGGCUGGUUUGUGUGAUGGACUGAGCUGUGACUCUCUCAC